Eruca vesicaria subsp. sativa (arugula) is the source of this 1284-nucleotide messenger RNA. The record is from the annotation of a GenBank genome assembly. Lineage: Eukaryota; Viridiplantae; Streptophyta; Magnoliopsida; Brassicales; Brassicaceae.
AUGGUGGGUUUGCGCAGAGCAAAGACGGUAUUUAUUGUAUUUGUAGUGGCUAUUGCCAACACAAUAGCAAAUGGGACACCCCUUGAUCCAGCUGCACCGGGUGGAGCCAAACCAGCAGCACCGGGUGGAGCUACAGCACCAGCUGGAUCACUUGACGUCAAAGCAGCAGGAGCCAAAGGAGACGGAACAACCGAUGACACUGCGGCAUUUACGGCUGCAUGGAAAACAGCAUGUGAAGCAGCAGGACCGAGUACAAUGACAGUGCCAAAGGGUGACUAUUUGGUGGAUAGCGUAGAGUUCUUAGGUCCAUGCAAGGGUCCCGUCACUUUGGAAAUGCAUGGCAAUUUGAAAGCUCCGGCUACGAUCGCUGGCGCUAAGCCUCACUGUGGAUGGGUUGAUUUUACUAAUCUAGCUGAUUUCACUUUGAAUGGAAACGGAGCCAUUUUUGACGGUCAAGGCUCACUCGCUUGGAAGGCCAAUGACUGUGCCAAAACUGGAAAAUGCAACUCUCUCCCCAUCAACAUACGAUUCACGGGUCUUACAAACUCGAAAAUUAUGGGCAUAACAUCAACGAACAGCAAACUUUUCCACAUAAACGUUCUCAACUGCAAGAACGUAACUCUUGAGAAUAUUGGUAUUGAUGCACCUCCAGAGAGUCUCAACACCGAUGGUAUCCACAUCGGAAGGUCCGUUGGUGUGAACUUAAUAGGGGCAAAGAUUAAAACAGGAGAUGACUGCGUUUCAAUAGGAGAUGGUACUGAAAAUCUCAUUGUUGAGAAUGUGGAAUGUGGACCAGGACACGGCAUUGCCGUAGGCAGUCUCGGAAGGUACCCUAAUGAGCAACCAGUUAAAGGAGUCACCGUGAGGAAAUGCCUCAUCAAGAACACCAUGAAUGGUGUUCGCGUCAAGACAUGGCCUGGAUCUCCCCCUGGUAUCGCCUCCAACAUUAUUUUUGAGGAUAUCACAAUGGACAAUGUUAGCACUCCCGUUCUCAUCGACCAAGAGUACUGUCCUUAUGCCGGCUGCAAAGUUGGGGUACCUUCUAAAGUGAAAUUAUCCGACGUGACCUUCAAGAACAUUAAGGGCACAUCAGCUACAAAGACUGCUGUGAAAUUAAUCUGCAGUUCAGGCACCCCUUGCACCAAUGUUGCUCUUGAUAACAUCAACUUGGUCCACAACGGUCCAGAAGGACCAGCUGUUGGGGCAUGUGCUAACAUGAAGCCUGUUCUCACCGGGCAGAUGAUUCCAGCUGCUUGCACUGAGAUCGCUAAAUCGGGUCCUUGA